Egretta garzetta (little egret) is the source of this 866-nucleotide messenger RNA. It is a transcript of the gene COMMD7, whose product is annotated as COMM domain containing 7. Lineage: Eukaryota; Metazoa; Chordata; Aves; Pelecaniformes; Ardeidae. Gene Ontology annotation, molecular function: NF-kappaB binding. Gene Ontology annotation, biological process: negative regulation of DNA-templated transcription; tumor necrosis factor-mediated signaling pathway. The coding region runs from base 1 to 582 and encodes 193 amino acids. The record is from RefSeq and is a predicted model, not a curated record. The transcript has 9 exons.
AUGUUCGGGCUGCGACUGCCACCCCACCGCCCUCCUGUCCUGGCCGGCGUUCCUUCACAGCAAUUCUCGGCGCUGACUGAAGUGCUCUUCCGCUUCCUAACAGAGCCCAGGGAGCAGGUAGAAAGGUUUCUGACUCAGCUCUCAGACUUUGCCACCAUGAAUAAAAUCAGCUUGGGCCCCCUGAAAAACAUUGUCAAAAGUAUUCUUCUGGUACCUAAUGGUGCCCUGAAGAGGAAUUUGUCUUCCGAACAAGUCAGAGCAGAUUUUAUUGCUCUAGGCCUCAGUGAAGAGAAAGCCAGUUAUUUUGCAGAACAGUGGAAGGUGAAUUCCCCCACCCUAACACGCCUGGCUGUUGGUCAGACGCUGAUGAUUAACCAGCUGAUAGAUAUGGAGUGGAAGUUCGGAGUGACUGCGGGGAGCAGUGAACUGGAAAAAGUGGGAAGUAUCUUCUUACAGCUGAAGCUGGUGAUUAAAAAAGGGAGCCAAACGGAGAACGUGUAUAUAGAGUUAACUUUGCCCCAGUUCUACAGUUUUCUGCAUGAAAUGGAACGGGUCAAAACCAGUCUGGAAAGCUUCAGCUGAAACAGCACAGGCCUGACCCAACAUCUGCCCAGGAUGUUUAAUGUCUCCGUGGGAGGCUGCAGUACCUCUCCGUCCCAGCUGACUCCAGCACCCCAUCGGACAAGGCUGUGCAGCAAGCGGCGGUGUCGCGGCCCCGAAGGACCCGUCAGUCCUUCAUAACCCGGAACUUCAGCAAGUGUUUCACAGCAGCUACAAGUCCACUCAUCUCUUUGUUUUUUUAACGCUAUUAUGAGAAAUUGUGGUCAGAAAUAUGUGAAUACUUGUAUUAAAAUAGCAAAGAAAUA